AUGAUCAAGAGUCAUCCCUAUCAAUUCCAAUCGUCCGCCGAGACAGAGCACCAACUCGCUUCCAACGAUGUUACCUCUCCAGCCGGCCUGAGCACGCAGCUUCGGCCGUCCAAAGCCUCCAAAUCCUCAAGAUCAACUCUCCUCUCCUCUGGCACCAACUCUACCUCCUCGAGCCGCCCCGUCUCGGCUCACCUCCGCUCCGAGCUCUUUGACGCCAUCGUCCAGGCAGCCGACCCCAGACACCCAGAUCAUGCAGCCUGGCAGGAUCGAUACGGAGCCCUCUCGAGCACUUCAUCGCGCGCCUCAGUAGCAAGCAGUCACAAACGUGAAAAGCCGUCCGCUCCUUCCGCAUCUGCUCCUCUGUCCACUCGCCAGUCUUUCGACCAUUCAGAACUCUCGGCUCGCAGGAAAACGCCAUCCCGCAGAUCUGGCAUCAGGGAUUUGCCUUCUCGUGCCACUCAAGACGCCCUAGGCUCAGAUGCCGAUGAUCCUGCGACAAACGAGGCGCCCUAUUCAUCGCUUCGUGCCUCCUUUGAAGGCUCUGUCCGCUCCUAUCAGUCACCCUCUGUCGCCAGCUCGAGCCAUCGACGUCGAAAUCGCAGACUUCGCGACGCACCUAAGCCACUCGUGCCUCCCAUUCCACCACCGAGGAUUACCAGCUCCCCCAAUUGGCAGACCACCUUUGGCUCUCCAUCCCUUCCCGAGCUCACCAGCUCUUCGACACCGCGUGCCCCUGCUCAUCCUUCUUCCAGUAACACCAGCGAUCAUCAAGAUCGCGCCUACCUCCACGCUCGUCCGCAGCGCCUCCUUGCUUCUCCACCGCCACCUUCAUCCUUGCGUAUGCCUCAUCCUUACGCUUCUGCUCUCACUUUCGCCAAAGAGCACGAGCCAGACUUGGAACCUCGAACAUCUUUGUCCGCCGUUGAUUCAGCCUACACCUUCCCAACAAGCGCUCGCUCACCUCCUCAAAAUUCGACCUUCACCUCGAAUCUAUCCAAUCGUACGGCGCAAGCCAUCAUUCAAGAGCCAGAGCCACAUGGCAAUAGCCACCUGCAAUCGCCUCGGCAGUCGGCACCGAUCUUAGCCACAUCUUCAUCAUCUGCUCUGCAGAACACAAUCCUGCACACUCCAGAUGGGUUUCACAGUUCAGACUACAGCGCUGCCCCGCGCAAGUCGACGAGCAAGAUUCGAAAGCUCCUUGGCUCUGCAGCGCCUACACUUGCUGCAUCGUCUUUCCCCGACAAGGCACGUUUACCCGCUCAAGCAGACUCGGAGGCGUAUCCGCCGCCUUCUCGGCAAAAAUCUGCACCAGCGGUCCCGCCAAAGGAUUUUGCCCGCAACGGACAUCAGACGAGUGCAUCCCUUUCCCGAGCACCUGUCUCAGCAUUUCAGAGCCCCGUUGCCGAAACAAAGGCUACGCGCCAAAGUCACGAUGCAGCACGGACUGUCGAUUUGGACAUAUUUCCUAUGUGUCGCGAUGAUGAGUUCCGCACAAACGAGUUUGAGAUGGACUCGACCGAGGACAUGGACGCCGAUACCGAACUUCUUGCCGCACACAUGUCGCCGCCAAGCUUCCGAUAUACAUCAUCUACACCGGCAGCUCGUUCUGGCGUGAUGCGGCGUAGCCUCGACUCAAUCAUCUCUCCGUUUCGCGCCGGCCUGCUCAACGGCGAACCAUCCGCUACCAGUGCAACUGCGGCACCAACCGCAAGUUCCAAUCUUAGCGUUCCCAUUCAUGAGCCGAUCGCUGAGGGCCGACGCAGCUUCUCCGACUCGCGAUUCGGCAGGUCCUUUCUCCCCCGUCAUCGUCCUGCAACUUUUGCAAGGCAAGCGCGACCGCUCAGCAAAGUCGUCGAUCAUCCAGAUAACGAGGUUGGCGAAGUACCUUCCACGGUCGAUCUCACACAAGGUUCAAAUCAUCCAGAUGCCGCAUCGGAUGCGCAUUUGCAAUUCGAGAUGCAGGACAUGGCUCCCAAGAUAAGCGACCGAGCUACGAUCACUGGCAUCAAGCGACCAGACAUGUCGACUAAGACGGCCGGCUCUCGAAGCCUGGUAAGCACCUAUAGUCGUUCCACCAGCAACCUACGCGACUUGUCGCACACGUCCCACUCAUCUCCCGUCUCGCAACAUCGUCCACGCGGCAAGUUUGGUGGUCUGCUCAUCAGGGUCAAGGGUUCUGUCACUCCAAAAGGGCUCAACCUUGCUACGUCGCCGCCAAACUCCAGCCCAUCUGCGCCCUCUCGAUCGGCUGAGGCUUUCGAUCUCAACUUUCCAAUGUCAGAGCAGGCUGCUUCAAUGUCGGCGUCACCAUCCUUCAGUGGCAAUUUCUCCAACGGCUUCAUGUCUAAGAAAGUGGAAAGAUCUUUUCGAGCACGCGUCAAAUCCUUGACCGCACUCUCGUCAUCUCGCAGCAAAGAAGAGAUCGACAAUGUGCCCCCAGUCCCAGCUAUACCGGUAGCUUUUGCCGCACCAGAAGACGUGGUGACUCGAUCGAUUUGGGAAGAAUCACCUCAGUUGCCGACAUCUUCCCAGUUCCCCUCGGAAAAGAGCUCGCGAAACCUUGGAAGGUUGCUUCGACGCAAGAAGAUGCAGCAACAUCCGAUAACAGCCGUCGACGUCUUUGUACCAACGACGCCAAAGAGGUCUUCGCCUCAUGUCGUGGAAGAGUCUGCCCCAAGGUCGUCAACGUCGUCCGCUCGUGGCUUUGAUGUUGUGGAGCAGUCGGGUGAUCCUGCCAAUAUCGCCCAAUCGCGCAUCACCAUUCGCAAAACAUUGAGCCCAGCGCUACUGAGUGACACGCCUCAAACAGGGAUCGAGGCAGGAUUGGUAACCGAGCAGCUUCGUCACUUUGAUGCCGAUGUCAUCUCUACUGGCAACGGCGGGACAGCAGACACGGAAACUGCUUUGUUGUCGCCCUCGACAGACGAUUCCGCAGAACUCGGAGUUGAGGUAGAGGGGGACGAGCAGCGAUUUAGAUCGCCAUUGGGCCGUUUCAUCCGAGGCCAGCCUCGCGUCGACCGUCUCUCACGCGUCGAGGAGUUGAGCGAACGUCUUUCGUGGAUCGCUGAGCCGAACGAGUCCAAAGGCGUGCGGCCUUCCGCUUCGGUGCCUCUCUCGGGAACAUCCAACCGCAGUUCGCGCUCCUUUGCUGAACACAGACUGGUACGCACGAGUACUAGCGGGAACCUGCGUGUGCAGACUCUGCCUUCGACACUCGAGUUGGCUGUCACGAAGGAUUCACGUACCAGAAAAGUCAGCCUAGAUAUGCUGCGACCCAGCAAAAAGCAAAGCAGUUUGAGCCAUCAGGAUGCCACAACAUCCAUGCCAUCUUCGAUCUUGAGUUCUCCUGCGGCCGCGAAUCUCCUUUCAACGCCAAAGGGUUCGGCGACUCCAGCUCUGCGCGAACAACUGACGCCUUCAUGGCGUUCGACGAGUUUCAGUGCACAACGAAGCGCCCGAACGUCAUUCUCGCAAGACCGGGAUCGAGCGCCUGUCGCGAGCCCCUUCAGUCCGCCACUGCCAUCGAGUCGUGGCGUCGGCCAGGCAUUUAAACGACUGGGAAUCAAGGGAAAAAACAAGAAGGGCGGUAAAGGCAUCGGACCUGCGGACCUCAUCGUGGUAGAUUUGGGUGACGAUACCAAUUUAGAUCAGAGCUGGCGACCAUCCAUGUCGGUUGAAUCGAGGCCAUCAUUUGGAGCAGAAGCGCGACCCUCUUUCAGCAGCAUGUUGCGGCCUACGUUCGGAGGAGGCAGGCCAAGCUUUGACGCGACGGCACGGUCCGACGUCGAAUCGAACGGCUUGAUACCUAGCCCUGUGACCCCCUCCUUUGGCAGUCACGGGCUGAGCCAAAAGCUGUCGAAGGAGACGAGCAAAAGCACCGCAUCAUUGCAAACCGCACUUGCGGAUGGCGACGGAAGGCUGGCCGCAAAUGGAAGUCAAGUAGCCGGCUUAGGUAUCAACUCGCUGACUUGGGCUGAGGCCAUCCCGUCGCAGAAGGGAGAGAAUGUCGACCUUUCGGGUAGCACUUCUGACGGAACCUUUACUACGCACGGCAUUCAAACGCCGGAAAACGGAUCGGUGUCGCACAGCUACAUAUCGCAGAUGCCCAGUAGAACAGACUUGACCGGCGCCACGACUCCGCUUGCUGGCAGAGCAAGCAUGGACUCAGCGUCGCAGCCAACGCCGCCGACUGUGAAAUCAAGUGAACUGCUGGCGCUCGAGGCGAUGCUCGGUCGAUUCCCUCAGCAAGAAAAGGUGUUACUGCAAGACAUUUCUGCACGCGUUGCUCAAAGCGCCGAUGCCAAAGCCGGAGGUGCUGCGUAG
This is a messenger RNA of Mycosarcoma maydis (corn smut), 4323 nucleotides long. RefSeq lists its product as uncharacterized. Lineage: Eukaryota; Fungi; Basidiomycota; Ustilaginomycetes; Ustilaginales. Bases 1 to 4323 code for a protein of 1440 amino acids. The record is from RefSeq and is a predicted model, not a curated record. The transcript has a single exon.